AUGCAUGCGAUAGACCCAAAUGAUCCAGUAUUGGCGCAGCGCCUAGUUAAAUUGGCGUCUGACGCAGUUUCCAUGAACAACAGCGAUAGAGAGAAGGCAGAACAUGAGAUUAAGGAAUUCCAAAAUAGUGUUGAUAAGCAGACUGGAUUCGUCUUGUUACUUCUUAAUGUAGCUGUUGCCUCUGGUCCUGCAUCAUCUUUCUGCUCCAUUGUUUUUAAAAAUACAGUUAAAACAUGUUGGGACGCUGCAACAGCAGAACAUUGUAUCACAGAAAAUGACAAGGCAGUCGUACGUGAUACUAUUACUCUCCUUAUGCUUCGCGCUCCCCCAAACGUUCAACGAAACCUCGCAGAGGCUAUAACUAUGAUAGCUGAAAUAGAUUUUCCGGAAAAGUGGCCAAAUGCUCUAGACCGUAUUGUUCAGUCAUUGAUGAAUGAGAAGGAUGUGGCGAUACAGAGCGCUGCACUUUCAACGGCUCACAGUAUUCUAGGACGCUAUCGAUCUCAGACAGAUCUUUCAGAAAAGCUGGCAGAAGACCUUCGCAUCAUUUAUACUACCCUAACGUCUCCUCUACUCUUAUCGAUGGAAUAUCUUUUGGGCGAAAUGGAAAAGUGUAACUCAUCAUUUAAGGCAGCAUGUCAAGGACUCACUUCAGCUGUAGAGUGUCUUCGUGAUAUGACUACUUUAGACCUUGGUGAUGAGUUUAUUUGGAAUCUAAAUAAAUUUGUGGAUGUUCUUAUGCGAUGCCUUCAAUUCAGUAGUCCUGUUACGGAUGAUAUGGUUUUAAUUGAAUUGAAGUCUGCUGUAAUGGCUUGUGUGACACAUUUCCUUUUGCGCUUUGAUGAAGACUUUGAGAAGCAUGCAGGUGGUUUUAUGAAUGUUGUCUGGAACACUAUUGCUUCACCAUCUAGUAGAAGCAGUGCAAUGGAUGAUGUCGUCAUUCAAGGAAUAAACCUUCUUUCAGCUGCUUGCCGAGGUUCCAUGCGUACUGUAUUUGACAAUACAGAGGUACUUGAAAACCUUGUGGUACAAGUAAUUUUACCAAAUCUAGCACUGCAAACAGAAGAUAUUGAAUUAUAUGAGAGGGAAUCAGAUGAGUAUAUUCAAAGAGACAUUGAAGGUAGUGAUUUACACACUCGAAGACGUGAAGCAGGAGAACUUGUUCGUUCUUUAAUGGUUUCUUUUCCUGAUAAAUCUGGUCCACUUUUUACGGCUCAAUUACAACAUCUUAUGACAGCUGUUGCAUCUGGAGAUUGGAAAGCAAAAGAUUUAUCAAUUUAUUUGGUAUCUGCUCUUGCGUUAGAAGGUCAGUACGCUAACACCCAGAGAGGGGCAAGUCAACAGUUAAGUGGUUUAGUACCAUUUGAAUCCUUUUUGAGACAUAAUAUUCUUACUGAACUUUCUUCAGAUGUUUCAUCACAGAGUCCUUUUAUUAUUAAAGCUGAUUGUAUACGUUUUGUAGCGACAUUUCGAGCACAUAUUGAUCCACAGAUAAUUCCAGAUGUUGUAGCACUUUUAACUUCAUGGAUUCGAUGCCCAGAUGAAGUAGUACAUGCAUAUGCAGCCCAUGCUGUAGAGCGUAUUCUAACUGUUCGUCGUCCUGGUCAGCAAGAACUUAUUAUUUCGGAUGCAAAUAUGGGUGAUAAAGUUGCUCCACUCUUACAACACCUUUGUAUGCGACUUCAACAAGAUAAACGACCCUGUGCUUAUACAAUGCAGUGUCUUUUACGGGUAAGCCAAAACUGCAGUCAUUCUGUAAAACCUUUUGUUGGUGAUAUUAUUACUUGUAUAGCUCCUGUUGUUCAAUCGAAUGCCAAAAAUCCUUCAAAUCCUCUUUUUAGUCACUGUAUGUUUGAGGUUAUAUCAAAAUGCAUUCAAUUGCGUCCUGAAGAUGCCGCUGCUAUUGAGGGUGCAUUAUGGGAACCCAUGAUUUUUAUUUUACAGAAUGAUGUAUUGGAGUAUGUACCGUACACAUUACAAAUAAUGGCACAACUUCUUGAUACACGUAGCGGUGGAUCUCCAGAUCCUCCGGCGCAUUAUCAGGCUUUAUUGGAACCAUUACUUGUUCCUGAUAUGUAUCAGCAAAAGGGAAAUAUUCCUGCUGUCGUUCGACUUUUAGUGUCUUUUAUAGAACACUAUCCUCGAUAUGUUCACAGUAAGGGACUCACUGAAAAAACUCUGAUGAUAUUUCGAGCACUUCUUCAAUAUAAAAAUUACGAUCAUGAAGGAUUUAAUAUUCUUACUUCAAUGGUUAUAGCCUAUCCAAAAGAUAUUAUUGAACCUUUUAUGGGUUCUGUAUAUCAAGCAUUGUUUCAGAGAUUACAAACAUCUAGAACACCAAAGUAUGUGCGUAUUCUCAUUAUUUUCUUAUCCAUUGUGGUAGUUGUUCAUGGUGCUAAUGAUGUUGUAACAAGGAUAAACCUUAUUCAAAAUGGACUAUUCUGGAUGCUUCUUCAGCGAGUAUGGCUUCCUAAUGUUCAGAAGAUUUUGGGACCAUUGGAGCGUAAAGUGUGUGUGGUGGCGUUGUCAUGCUUACUGGGAGAAUGUGAGGAACUUCAACAAAAUAGCGAAGUAUGGACUAGCUGUGUUGUAACUUGCCUUAAAAUGAUUCAUGGCGCUGUGGAAAAUGAUGAUGUGACGAGUUUCACUCCAAAGGCACAUACAAUGGGGGAUUUGAAACAAUAUGUUGACGAUUCUGGUUUUACAAAUAUCUUUUGUCCACUGCAGGGUGCUGUACGUCCCCCAAUUGAUGUCUGUGCAUCCGUGAAGCAGCCGCAUGUCUACUUUCGUGAACGGGUUCAACAGGCUUUACGUGGACCGAAUGGGGCACAUCUUGAAGGUCUUCUUCGAGCCAAUCACGAGUUGUGGGCCGCAGUGCAGUGA
This is a messenger RNA of Trypanosoma theileri, 2883 nucleotides long. Its product is annotated as putative CAS/CSE/importin domain protein. NCBI's taxonomy places the organism in Eukaryota, Euglenozoa, Kinetoplastea, Trypanosomatida, Trypanosomatidae. The record is from RefSeq and is a predicted model, not a curated record. Gene Ontology annotation, cellular component: cytosol; nuclear envelope. Gene Ontology annotation, molecular function: small GTPase binding; nuclear export signal receptor activity. Gene Ontology annotation, biological process: protein import into nucleus; protein export from nucleus. The transcript has a single exon. The coding region runs from base 1 to 2883 and encodes 960 amino acids.